Messenger RNA from Penaeus indicus, 2072 nucleotides. RefSeq names its product sodium/glucose cotransporter 4-like. Gene Ontology annotation, cellular component: plasma membrane. The coding region runs from base 331 to 1545 and encodes 404 amino acids. Gene Ontology annotation, molecular function: D-glucose:sodium symporter activity. Lineage: Eukaryota; Metazoa; Arthropoda; Malacostraca; Decapoda; Penaeidae. The transcript is spliced from 8 exons. The record is from RefSeq and is a predicted model, not a curated record. Gene Ontology annotation, biological process: transmembrane transport.
AGAUCUCUGUUUGGGAAUCCGCAUUCUUCGUACGUUUCCUUAUCUCCAACUGUAUACGCACACACACACACAAACACACAUAUGCAUGCGCGCAUAGACUCAUUCACACGAAUAGUGACCAGAAACAAAUCAUCAUAUAAAAAUAUAUCCCUGAAUAUAUGAAUAUGGAAUAAAUACUCAAAUAAUUAUAAUUUCUUUAAUGAUAAUCAUAAGGAUAUCUGUAUAAUAAUAAUAUAAACAGUAAUAACAACAAUAAUGAUGAUAAUACAAAAAUAACCCUGCGCCCUCUCUUCUCAGGUGAUCGUGCAAAGAACUCUCUCCAGUAAGAACAUGGUCCACGCCAAGGCUGGCUGUGUCCUGGCUGCCGCUUUGAAAUUCCUUCCAAUGUUCCUUCUGGUGUUCCCGGGAAUGGCAGCUAGGAUCCUCUUCACAGACCGCGUGGCUUGCGUCGUACCAGAGGAGUGUGAUGCAGUGUGUGGGAGUACCGCUGGCUGUACGAAUAUCGCUUAUAUUGAGUUGGUGCUUCGACUCCUCCCGACGGGUCUCUGCGGUCUGAUGCUGGCUGUGAUGAUGGCCGCUCUCAUGUCCUCCCUCACCUCCAUCUUCAACUCGGCCUCGACCAUCUUCACCAUCGACAUCUGGACGAGGAUUCGACGAGGCGCGACAGACAUCGAGCUCCUCAUCGUCGGCAGGGCCUUCGUCCUCGUCCUCGUCGUUAUCUCGGUCAUCUGGAUUCCUGUUAUCCAGGGCUCGGCAAAUUCCCAGUUGUUCGUGUAUAUCCAGAGUAUUUCCUCGUUCUUAUCUCCUCCAAUCUGCGCUGUCUAUCUCCUCGCUAUCUUCUGGUCAAGAACCACGGAACCGGGAGCUUUCUGGGGUCUGAUGAUUGGCUUAAUUAUCGGCCUUAUCCGGUUCAUCAUGGAAUACGCCUUUGUCGUCCCCCCAUGCGGAUCACUAGAAGAGGAUCCUCGCCCGGAAUGGAUCAAAAUCGUGGUUGGAAAUGUCCACUAUCUGCACUUUGGUUGCAUUCUGUUCGUGAUCGUCCUCGUGGUGACUGUGGUCGUGUCCUAUCUCACCGAGCCUAUCCCUGAGGAAUGCCUCCACCGCCUCACCUUCUGGACGCGAGGCAGCACGGAGGUCCGAGUGUCCAUCCGCGAGUGGUUGAACAGGAAGAAGACCGCCGCUGCCUAUACGAAUGAGGGCGUGGCGGAGAACGGCGGGGGGGAGGUCGUUCCGGAGAAGGAGGAAGGGGGGGAGGAGGUCGUGGAGGAGAAAAAGCAGAACAAUGCAGAGCGCAGUUCGUCGGUGUCGAGCAGCGGAGAAGAACUUCCCCUGUGGCGGAGGGCCCUCAACUGCGUGUGCGGGGUCGAGACGCAGAAGGUGUCGCAGGUGCAGGAGGAGAAUCCGGAGGAGCACCUCACGCCAGAGCAGAAAGCUACCAGGGCGGUCGAGUUCUUGCAGGAGAAGAGGCCCUGGACGAAUGUUGUAGAUGGAGCCUCUAUACUCGUCAUGUGCAUCGCUGCGUUUAUGUGGGGUUACUACGCCUAAAAGAACAGACACACUGGUUUAGACUGUCGUGUGUUAUUAGGCCUGAAAAAUUGGUCACAUUGGUCUAGACAUCAGCGUGUUCGAAUCGCUUUGUACAAAGAAAAUGCAAAAAAAGAAGAAGAAUCAGGGGGCAGGAAGGGAGGAUAGGAAGAAGAAGAUGGUGUACAGAGAACAAGAGAGAAGGAGACGAGAAAGAAAGAGUGAGAGGAGAGGGUGAUGGAAAGGUAGAUGAAGAAACAAAAUAAUGGGAAAUAUGAGAAGAAUCGUUUUGCAAGAAGAAACAUGUAUAGGAUUAACAAGGCUCACUAGUAUAAUUCGUCUUUUAAUGUAAGUUCUAUACUCAAAAUGUGUAAAAAUAAUAACAUUUUUGAUUAUCCACUGCAAGUAUAUUGUACAUUUUCUUACGUCUGAAAUGAAUGUUGUAACAUAAAAAAUAUAUAUAUAUUUGUGUGUGUGUAUGUGUGUGUGCGUGUGUGUGUGUAUAUGCUUUGUGUGUAUUUAUGUAAAUAAAGUGCAAUCAAACAAAA